UACUCUGUAGACACCAAGGUUACAUAUUAAUCGCUCUGUUUCACUCAGGACAAGGGGAAACACGCACUCCAAGGCAUGCCACCUGUUGCAUCUUUCCGAGGGUGAUAUGACAGAAAGUAGCGCUUCCAUAGACGACCGAGUUUUAUCGGUCGUUCCACGUAGACAGGAAGAUAUCAGAGUAGUGUUUCACAAAGUUGCCGAUAUCGAAGACGAGGAAGACGAUGUACACGCAACAGAGAGGGUUCACUUACAAAGUAACAGUCAUGAUUCACCGUGUAUCAGUAAUGAUGAUGAAAAGGCAGGCAGCAACACAAAACAAGUGGACAACACCAAUGCCAUUCUUCGGUUCUGUUCCCGGUACACAUGUUGUAGAACUGACUGCAGCGAUGGGAAUCCCAUCCCGGCCGGGGGAGAAACCCCGUUUGAUAAAGAACCAGAGAAGAAGCGCAAGUGUCCAGGCUUGGGUAUUUUCUACAGUCUCCUGUCCACAGUGUUCUUCUCUGUCAUCGCCCUCCUGGUGAAGAGCAUCGAGGGCAUCCAUGCCAUAGAGAUCAGCGCCAUUCGCUGCUUCUUCCAGAUGCUGUUUGUCAUGCCUCUGCUGCUCUAUCACAAUAUUGGAUUCCUGGGCCCGAGGGACAAGCGUGUUUACCUGGUGCUGCGUGGCCUCCUGGGCUCCAACGCCAUGAUCCUGCUCUACUACGCCGUGCAGCAGAUGCCCCUGGCGGAUGCCACCAUCAUCAUGUUCUCUAACCCUGUCUUCACCUCCCUGCUUGCCUGGAUUUUUCUUAAGGAGAAGUGCACCAUUUGGGACUGCGUUUUCACCGUUUUCACCCUGGCAGGGGUCAUCCUCAUUGCCCGGCCGCCCUUCCUCUUCGGGGCGCGUACGGAGGGUAUCGAGGGUGACUACACCAAUCACCUCAAGGGGACAAUCGCUGCCUUCGGCGGCGCCAUCGCUGCCGCGUUUGUCUUUGUCGUUCUCAGGAAGAUGGGGAAGAGUGUCCACUACUACCUCUCUGUGUGGUACUACGCAGUCAUGGGCUUCAUAGAGUGCGUCAUCGUUCUGUCAGUGAUGGAGGAGUGGACUCUGCCCUUCUGUGGGCGGGACCGCUGGAUCCUGAUGUUGAUUGCGGUGCUGGGGAUCGCUGGGCAGAUCUUCCUCACCAAGGCUCUGCAGAUAGAGAAAGCCGGGCCUGUGGCCUUGAUGAGGACGGUGGACGUAGUUCUGGCCUUCACUUUCCAGUUCCUCUUCUUUGACCAUAAGCCGACCUGGUGGAGCCUGGGAGGGGCUCUGUGUGUGGUGGUCAGCACUAGUGGGGUGGCCCUCAGGAAGUUGUAUGCCAACAAGAUGAAGAGUUGACUUAAAGAUGCACAAGAAAACCCUUGUCUUAAUAAGGGUUAAUUUAAAAACAUGUUAUUAUUAAGUUAUUAAAUGUUAACCAUACAAAAUGAGAAAACCUUAAACGUAAAUGUAUUUAAUGAUGAUGUCAUAGACCUGACACCUGAUGUGUCAUACAAUAUGUUUUAGAAGAUGUCAUUUGAUGAUGUCAUAUAAUGCUGAUGUUUGAGGUAAACCAAAGAAACUUCUUACACAACGUUACUGUAAGGUUUUACAUUCUCAGAGAGAUGCUGGAUAUUGAUACUUUUCGUAUUGAGCAUUUAAUUAUAUACAAUCUUUUUGUAACCCAUAUAGUCUGGAAAUGGUUAAAUGUGUGACAGAGGGAACUUAAGAUGAAAGGUGUUUGAAAAACAUUUUUGCACUUGGAAAUAUUGAGGGUUAUAAUUUUGUGUGAUCAAACGCACAUUUCCAUUCUAUUUUCCCAGUGGUAAUAUACAUUAGCAAUAAAUAAAAAAUGUCUAGUAACAAACUGGGAGAAAACCAGUUGCUGGUAAAACAGAAUGAUUCAUACAUCAUAUCAAA
This is a messenger RNA of Osmerus eperlanus (European smelt), 1918 nucleotides long. It is a transcript of the gene slc35g1, whose product is annotated as solute carrier family 35 member G1. Bases 107 to 1357 code for a protein of 416 amino acids. Gene Ontology annotation, cellular component: endoplasmic reticulum membrane; plasma membrane. Lineage: Eukaryota; Metazoa; Chordata; Actinopteri; Osmeriformes; Osmeridae. Gene Ontology annotation, biological process: regulation of cytosolic calcium ion concentration; calcium ion export across plasma membrane. The record is from RefSeq and is a predicted model, not a curated record. The transcript has 4 exons.